Scylla paramamosain (green mud crab) is the source of this 12356-nucleotide messenger RNA. Its product is annotated as plectin-like. The coding region runs from base 180 to 6995 and encodes 2271 amino acids. The record is from RefSeq and is a predicted model, not a curated record. The transcript has 12 exons. NCBI's taxonomy places the organism in Eukaryota, Metazoa, Arthropoda, Malacostraca, Decapoda, Portunidae.
UAAUUUUGCCUGCUUAACACUUAGAAAGAAAAAUAAAUAAAUAGAUGAAGGAUGCUCGCCAGGGUUGGCAGCACUGAGGCCACGCAGCAGAAACAGCUGGACGGGAGAAAGGGAAUUAUUUCGUCCCAGAAUAAUGACCCUACGAGAGGUUUAGGGAUGCACCGCUACCCCUGCUAAGGAUGGAGGCGGGGGUGCAAGGACAGGGCCACCAGCUGCUGUCAGAUACACGUCAACACACCCUCUCUUCCUCUCCUGUGACAGCCACCGCGCCGCACUCUCUCAGCCUCGACUCCAGUGCGUUUGCAUUGGUGAUUGACGCACGCACAGAUUUCCAGACCUCAGCGGGCAGUAGUGGGGGUGGAGGAACAGACACAUCACCCCAGCAGUCAUUCAGACUCACCCCAACGCCCCAAGAGGCUCAGGAGACACUCAGCCCCUCCACCACAGGUCCGGCAUUGCACACCAACACAGCCUCCCUUCCUCCCAGCCCCUCUCCGCAGACCAGGAAGUUUCUCUACAGACUUAUAGACACGCAUCUCGGUGCCAGCGAUGGGAGCUUAGUUAGUGGUGGCUACGGUGGUGGUGGUGGUGGUGGUGGUGGUGGUGGGCGGCACAGUUUAGCCCUGGCUGGAGUGCAUCGUUUUGGCAGUCGCCUCCCGUGUGCUGGCUCCCCACACGACUUAGCAUCCUGCCCUGCCCCACCUCCUCCCCUACAGCCAUCGCUCCCUCCCCAUAGCCAGAGGGGAGAGGGACAAGGCAACAGCACUAAGGAGGGGGAGGAGCAAGGUGCAGGUAGUGUUGCCAGACAAAGUGAUGCCCUGAAGACCCUGACAGAGACCUCCACGUCCCUGGCCCUCACCGAGACACUUAUUGGACCUGUCAAGCUGCCCCACAUUCCCCCAGCGGUGCUGAGCAAGGUGCUGAGUGGCAUGGAGGGCCGGGCAGCACAUGGCACCCCACCCCCUACCCCCGGCACUCACAGGCCCACACGGGGCACACAGGGGGAGAGGGACAAGGUGGCACUGCACUCCCUGGACCCAAGACACACAGGAUGGACUAAUGGUGCAGCAGCAGCAGAAGGACUUAAUGAAAUGAAAUGUGGCAGUAAGAGCGGAAGUGUGAUGGGUGAGGCAGGGAGGGUGGGGGAGGGUGAGGGGACAGGUGUGGGAGUGGAGCACCGAGUGGUGAUGGUGGGUGGCCCACAUGGGGAGGAGAUGCGUGAGCUGCACCGGUACCCUGCGGCGGCAAUCACCACUGUGGUGGAGCGCAAGUCUUACCUGGGCCUGGAGGGGGCAGCCACCAAGGAGCCCCGGCCCCGGAGGCGGCGGCAGCGGCCCCGGCGCCGCGCUGACUCCCAGACCUCCAUGGCCAGUGAGUCAUCUACCUGUGCGUCUGGGUCCAGCAUGGCCUCCCUGCUGGGCCACUCGGCCGCACCUAGUAAGACCUCCUCCCGGGGCAGCGGCGGCAGCGACGCCCCUGGCCCCCCCAGGCCAUUGCUGUCCUCAGCUGUACGCAGAGCCCGGCGUGCCCUGGAGGGCCAGGACCAUGCAAUCUCCCCUUGUCCCUCAGACACAUCCUCCUCCAACCUGUCCACACUGAGUGAUCUGAGCGGCUACCAGGAAGAGUACCUCACCCUGCGGCGCCUGGUGUCCGACGCCACCUCCCCCGAGGACCGCUACCACCACUUGUCCCGCCUGGCUGCCUCAGCUGCUGCUCCCCCCAUCCACACAGGGCCCAAUGUGGAGGAGCUGCAGCGGGCACUGCAGGAGGCGGUGACGCAGCGGGAAGACCUGGAGAUAUCAGUGCACCGGCUGUCAGUGCAAGUGCACAAUGCUGUGAGGGAGAAGGAGCUCCUGCAGCAGCAGCUGGAGCUGGUGCAGACCCAGGUGACAGACACUGGCCAACGCCAGUACUUUGAGGCGCAGCGCCAGCGUGCUGCCCUGGAGGGCCGGCUGGAGACCGUGCAGCAGGAGCUGGAGGCUGCCCUGCAGCAGCGCACCCAGAUGCAGGGCAGACUGUCAGCUGCCCUUGCAGAGGCCAGGGAGGCGCAGGCUGCUGCCACACAGGCUGCCGAGGCGCAGGCCUUGGCCAUGGCCAGGAUGGAGAAGUUUGAAGUGGCCAAUCGGUGCCUGGAGGUGGAGGUGAAGGAAGCCAGGGAGGGGCUGGACCGUGCUGAGAGUGAGUUAGCCAAGUCCAGACAACAGGCUGGGGACUUGCAGGCCAAGUCUGAAGGUCAGGUGCUAGCCCUGGAGCAGGUGAGGGAGGCUGAGGCCACCCUGAGGAAGGAAGCGCAAGAGAUGAGGACUCGCCUCACCCAGCUGGAGUCUCAGCAGGCAUCCAUGGGGAAGGCGCAGGGCCAGGCAGAGGCUGCUGCUGCCAAGGCCAUGGCUGAGGCUAGGACAGCCCAGGCAGAGGCUGCACGCCAGCAGGAGCAGCUGCAGCGUGCUGAGGAGGCCCGCACAGCUCUGCAGAGGGAGGCCCUGGAGGCACGGUCAGCCCUGGCCAGGAUGGAGGCAGAGAAGGAGGCAGUGGAUGCCAAAGUGGAGAGUCUGGCUGGUGAGGUGGAGGAGGGCAAGGCCAGGGCAGUACGGGACAAGAGCCUGCUGGUGAGUCACCUGGAGGCCCUGCAGGCUGACAUGGCAGAGAGGGAAGCCCUGCUGGCCAGGCUGCAGGAAGACCACUCUGCUGGCAGCCAGCUGGCCCAGGAGCGGCAGCAGCGCCUGGAGGAGGACCGCCAGCGCAUGCAGGGUCUGCGCCUGGACCUGGCCGAGGCAGAGCGGCGGCUGGCUGACUCCCGGGAGGACCUGCAGCAGCGGGUGGCCCUGCUGGCACGACGCGAGGCACAACUGAAGGAGGCCAAGGCAGCAGCUGCAGUGGGCCAGGAGCAACUGCGGGAGCGGGAGGGGCGCAUCACAGGCCUGGAGCAGCGCCUGCAGGAGCUUGGCACCACAGCUGCAGCAUUGAGGGAGGAGCGGGCUGCAGGGGAGGCUUCGCUAGCCACCCUACAGGAGGAGAACAGCCGGCUGGUGGCAGCCCUGAAGGUGGCAGGGCAGGAGAAGGCUGAGGUGGAUGCUGCCAUCCUGAAGGUGCGAGAGGACAUGAGUCGCCUCACCUCUUCCGUGUACCGUAUGCGCCAUGACCUGGCUGCCAAGGACCGCCUCAUGCACCAGAUGGCCAGGGAGGCAGAGGAGGCAGCCAGGACCAGGGUUGCCCUGGAGGAGCGGCUGGCAGCCUUGAAGGACGAGGCACAUCACCAGGAGGAGAAGGCAGAGCUGAGGAAGAGGGUGGAGGGGCUGAGGGAGGAGGUGAGGGUGGCAGGGGAGGCAAGGGCUGGGCUGGAGGCUGAGUUAGAGGUGGCAAGGGCUGCUGGCAGGGCCAUGGAGGCAGAGAAGAAAGCCCUGGCAGAGACGUGUCACCUGCAGGAGGAGCAGAUCCAGGGCCUGGAGGGCGGUGCGGAGAGCUGUCGGGAGGUGGUGCUGAAGAAGGAGGAAGAGCUGCACCGCAUCAGGGAGCAGCACGCUGCCCUGGAGGGGGAGUUUGUGGCCCUCAGGAGAAACUGGGAGGCCCUCAAGGGGGAGAACCUGUCCCUGCGGCAGGAGGCAGAGGCCUGCGCGGAGCAUGAGGCAGCGCAGCGCAGGGAGCAGAGUGACCUCAAGGACAGCAUACAGAAGGAGCGCAAGCUGAAGCAGAGCCUAGAGCACAAGGUGGAGGCACUGGCCAGGGACCACCAAGCAGAGCGGGAGGCAGCGGAGAAGACUCACAGAGACCUGGUGGAGUGCCUGGAGGCAGCAGAACGCCAGGCCAGGCAGAGCAGGGAGGAGGCGGACAGGAAGGUCGACUCCCUGCAGAAGGAACUGGAGGCUGCUGUGAAAGACAAGACAGACAUGCAGCUCACCAUAGAUGACCUCAGGAGAAACAGUGAAGGCAGCAGGGUGAGGCUUGAGGAACAGACCCUGGCCAUUCAGAGCCUGCAGGCUAAGGUGGAGGCACUGGAGAGGGCACAGGAGGGCCUGGAGGCAUCACUGCAGGACAAGGCAGCAGAAUUGUCCAGGCUGGAGGGGCAGCACAAAGAGCAAGAGGCUGGAACUGUGAGGCUGGGUGAGGAGAAGGAGCAUCUUGUGGGUCAGGUGAAGGUCCUGCUGGCAGAGAACACCCUGCUCAAGAAGAUGCAGAAGGCAACCGACUCCUUGGUGUCUGAGGCUGUCAACAACAACAAUAACAUCAACAACAGUAUUAAUGCUGGUGGGAGGAAGAUGCCCAAGAGUCCUGAGAUGCUACAGAAGGAGGCGUCCAGUAUUAAUGCUGGUGGGAGGAAGAUGCCCAAGAGUCCUGAGAUGCUGCAGAAGGAGGUGUCCACCCUCACGGUAAGGCUGGAGGAGGCCGGACGACAGAGGGACACCAUGCAGGAGGCCCUCAAGAGUGCCAGGAAGGAGAACAUCCUGAUGAGAGCCAAGGGGAAGGAGCUGGAGACACUCAGAAGAAGAUGUGCCCAGUUAGAAUCCACUGUCAACCAGCAAAGGAAGUCUGAGGUGCUGGCAGCGAAGUGUGCGGAGUUGGAGGCAAGUGUGGAGGCCAAGCAGAAGGAGUGUGCCUCUCUCACUGCCACACUGAAGGCCAAGGAAGCCAGCCUUGACCAGGAACAGAAGAAAAACACAUCUCUCACCAGUUCCCUGAAGGAGAAGGAGGCAAGCCUCACCCUCUUUCAGAGCCAAGGACGGAAGGAGGGGGAACUGCAGGCGAGGAUAAGCAGUCUUGAGGGAGCAUUGCUGGAGGCCCAGGACACUAACACAACCCUCAAGGAACAACUCAGGGCCUUGGAGAAUGAAAGAGACUCCUGGGCUGCUAAAUACGAGGGUCUGAGGGACAGCAUACCAGAGAGGGAUGUCAGCACACAGCCAGCCAUUCAGUUGUUACCUCAUCAUCAGCACCAGGCCUUCAGCACCACACAGGAGGCUCGACAAUACUCCAGUGCUGCUGUAGCCUACCCUGCCACUACCCAGCACUCCUUGACACAUCCCAGCAGCAUUCAGGAGCCUGUCAUGUGUCCAAGGAUUACUCAGGAACAUGUAGUAACUUGUCCCACCUCAGCCAAGCAACCAGUCCUCCCCAACAGUAGUCAGUCACAUGCCACACACAGUAAAAGCUUAGAGCCUCAAGCCUACACCAACAGCAACCAGGAGCCUGUAGAAUGCACCACAAGUACCCACCAGCCUCAUACUAGUAUGCAAAACUCAUGCCCAAGCACUGCCAGGCCUCUUUACCCCAGCAGCAGACCACAUGUUCCCAGCACAGCAGAUGUAAGCUCCACAAACAGCAAUGACAGCAGAAUGACAGGACCACACAACGCACCACAGUCGACCAGCACAUGGCAGACAGACCAGUGGAGUGAGGUGCCACAGAACUCCCUCUUGCAGGCGAGAGAAGAAGGUGAUGGCAUAGAGGCAGUGAUAGAGGACCAGAACUUGCAGAGUCUUGAAAUAUCAUCCGCCUCCUCGUCCCACAGCAGAGUAGAGGAGGAGGAGAGAAUGGAAGAGAGACCAGUGGAUGAGGAGAGCAUAAAUGUCAGGAAAGAAGUGCAGUGUCUCCUGGAAAAACUGAGUAACCUGGAGAGUUUGGUGAACACAAGAGAACAAGAGCUGCAGGAGGAGAAGGAGAAGGCAGUGACGGCAUCGAACGAAUUCCGAGAGAAGCAGAGGCGUUACGAAUCAAAUGUGCGACUGCUGACGAGGAAACUGAAGGAGCACAUGAAGGGGAGGAAGGCAGCCGAGAAGGAGGUGCAGAGCCAGGUCGAGGAGCAUCAGAGAGCGAUGAGCGACGAACGGCAGAAAUAUGACACGUUGCGAACCAGGUGCCUGGAGUUGGAGGGAGCGAAGGAGGCAGUGGAGGGGCAGGUCGGGGUGCUGCAGGGGGAGGUGGCAGAGGUAAGGGCGGCACUGGCACGGUCACAGCAGGAGUGCCACACCCUCCACACCUCCAUCCUGCACCUACAGAAGGAGGUCGGCAGGCUGCAAGAAAUCUGCAAGGCGGCAGAGGGCUUGCGGUCUGUUGUGUCCAGCCUGGAGGCAAGGCUGGAGGAGAAGGAGAAGCUUUCCUCUACACUGGAGAGGGACCUUGGGGCAGCCAGGGAGGAGGCCAAGGAGAGAAGCGAGCGGUGUGCCUCCCUCUCCUCUGCCCUGGACCAACUAAAAGGGGAGAAGGAGAGGCUGGAGAAAGAGCUAAAGGACAUCUCUGGAAAACUGGAUAAAGCACAACAAGACUUCAAGGCACAACUGGAAGACAACAAGAGGCUGGAGGAUGACUCAACCCGACUUGCAGCGUCCAAGGAUGACCUGGCACACCGUCUGACAGAAGCCAGCGGGAAAUGUGACCAGCUGGCCCUCGAGGUGAGCCAGCUGGAGAAGGAGAGGCAGGACAAGGCGAGCCAGCUGGCGAGGAUGAAGGGGGACCUGGAGGAGGCUCAGAAGAAGGUGUCUGCUAUGGAGCAUCAGAUAAAGUUGCUUGGCGGGGAGCUUGAAGUGAGUCAGGAGGAGGUGAGACAAGCCAGGGAGCAGCAGGUGGCCAGGGAGAGGAGCCAGGUGGAGAGGGUGACUGUUCUUGAGGGGCGUCUCGGUGCAGCCCAACAGGAGGCAGAGUCCCUGGCCACCCAGCUGAGCCAGGCCAAGGGAGAGAGGGUGAGCUACCAGACCCAGGCCACACAACUCAGGACGGCCCUCCAUUCAGCCCUGGACCAGCUCAAGAGCCAUGAGUCAGAGAGAGAGGCACGGGAGGCCCAGGCACUCACCCUCACGUCGGAGGUGGAGGUCAUCCCGUCCCCACGCCCUCUAGAUGUCGCCAGCCUCACACAGCUCAUUGAGAAGACCUGCAUCACCCCCACUCCAACCCCGCCACCCCUCACCAGCCUGGAGUCCUGUCUCUCAUCCCUCAAGGCAGAGGUGAAGGUGCUGCAGUCCCGCCUCCAGUCAUCCAGUGUGGUGGACGGGAACGUGCAGGGGUGAGUGGAACAAGUUGGCAGGAGAGGACAGAGGGACGAGUGAGGCAGUGACAGCAACAACCUUGACCACAGUGACUCAGGAGGGCAGCAGCAGCAAAGCAAGAACAUGAGGGAGGCUUGCAGUAGACUCACAAUGCUAGUAAUACAUUGCUCACGUGCCCUUUCCCCUGCGGUGUUGGAUGGCUUGAGUUCAUUCACCCUGAUAUUCCUUCCCUGUGAUUCCUUACACAGCUAUGGUUCCCUUUAACGUUCAAGUCACUAAAGAGGAGGCUUAUUUUGUCUUUUCUCUGGUGGCAAAACUGUUUGAGACUGUAAGUAGUUGUGGGAGAAGCUAUGAAGGGGUCAAGGAUGUACUCUUUCAAAACACUUGCCACUUUGCUCAUUGUAAUCCUGAUGCUUCCCUUUAAAGGAGAUUAUAUUGAUUAUAUUCGCAUAUAAGAGUCGGGACUUGGGGAAGGUUUGAAGCAGUGUUGGCAAUGAUCAGCUGGAAGAUAUGUAAGAUUUCCAGACAACCUAAGGUUUGAGGUGGAAGAUAAAUAAGGUUUCUAGAGGACCUCAAAAGUCUUGAGUGAUCACAUAGAAUAAUAAUUAAGGUUUCUAGAGACCUGAGAAGACUUAGGUAAUCAGCUGGAAGAUCAAAUAAGGUUUCCAGAACCUUAGGAUGCUUGACUGACCAGCUGGAAGAUUAGUAAGACUUCCCGAUGACUUAAUGAAGACUUGAGUGAUUAUUAUUAUUUAACCGAGUCAUAAUAAAAGGUUCUGUCUGCCGUAUGAUUUAUACUAAAAGACACGGUAAACAGACAAGGCCAGGAGGACUUCCGAAGUGCUCUGGCGAUUGACUUCCAACCACAACUCAGCUUGGGAGGAACUUGUGAUGCGUGAAGUCAGCGGUUGCGGGUAAAUGACGUGCAAAAUAGGCUUUAUUGAUUACCUAUAUUAUCUUUUGGGAACCUACAAGAUUAUGUUUCACUCACAGAUAUUUGGAUGAUUUUAUUGGGUGAUUUUAUUGAUGUGACCUUUACUGUUACCUAUAAUUUAUGUACCCCUCCAAAUGAUGUACAAGCUGAGAAGCUGGAGAGAGUGCUACUCUGUCAGAGGACUCAGUCUGGUGCAGGGAGUCUGUGUCUGUAGAUCUGAGUGGUGGCAGGCAGCUUGUCAUGAGUGGCUGUAUGGUGCCCAAGGGUGGUGUGGACUGACUCUUGGGCUACAGAGAGUCUGGCCUUACUUGGGUUUUCUAAGGGUGAUGUGGCCUCUGUUGGGUUUCUAAGGGUUUAAUAUCACUCUAGGAUUUUCAAGAGUAUGGCUUCACUAGCAGGUUCCCAAGGGUAUGGACUCACGUUCUAGUUUCCAAGGGUGCACAUUAUUUUAAGCCACAUUUGUUCUUGGUAGCUACAUUUUUUUGGUAAUUGUACAUUUAGUGCCGUCCCAUAAAUCCUGCUGCUUUUUAGUCUUAUAGAUGUGAUGAUUAUAAUGAUUUGGUGUUGAAUCUUGUGUUCCUAAGGUCUGUAUUCUCUCAUGUUUUGGUGUCCUAUCUCUUGGCUAUUUUCAGCAGGCUGCAGUGGAAAUUAUUUUUGUCCUCAAAGGGAUUUACAUGAUUCUAGUGAUUCUAUUUCUUUAACAGGUUCUAAUGGAAGUUAUUGAGGCUUGCAAGGAUGUUUUCAUGAUUCUAAGGAUAGUUUGAUAAGGAAUUUACCUGAUUAAUAAGAAAAAAAACAUGUAAGAACUUGAGCAGUCAUCUGUGUGGCCUCUGAAGACCGUCCUGGUGAGAGAGCAAAGUGAUUGAGAGUGCAGACCGAAGAUGCUAGUGAGAGUGGGAGGGAGAAUCCACAUUAUACUUGAUACAAAUGAAAAUGGUGUGAUAAUUGAUGUGUAAGUCUUGUGAUUUUUGUCUACCGGUUGUAGGUGUGAAUUCCAUUAGUUAUAGAUGCAACUUUUUUUGUUUACACUUACCAAAGAAAUUGUCAUAUAGUAUCUCAAAGAUUUUAAAGUAUUUAUGUUUUUAUUUAUAUAUAUAUAUUUGUCCAGUGAGAUUUUAUUGUUGCUUUAUAGAGAGAGAGAGAGAGAGAGAGAGAGAGAGAGAGAGAGAGAGAGAGAGAGAGAGAGAGAGAGAGAGGUAUCUUUGUUGUUAUUUACUCUUUACUUCACCUCAGUUUUUUAAAUUUGAUUUAAUUUUUUUGGCAGAUUUUUGCUCUUGCUUUCUCUCAUGAGCUGAUUUCUCAUCACUCACUCCUUGAAACUUGAUCAUCUCUCCAUGAUUGCUUGGCACAGAGGUGAACACUUUACCAUCAGCUUAAAAUUGUGUAUUGCAGUAUCCAUCUUGUCUCAGUGCAGUGUUCUGUGCAUUAUGAUUUGUGUGUUUCAUCUUAUCUGUCUCUUAGAGUUAAUUUAUAUUUGAAAUUCUUAUGCCUUUUGUCAAGUUUAGCUUUUCUCCAUCUUUUGAUGCUAUGCUCCCGCUUUUAUAUACAUUUUGGUUUGUGUGUAUUGGUGUUUCCCUAGAGUUCUAUGUAUAAUUGAAGUCUUUACACCACAUUCUUUACAUUAUUGUGUCCAUCACACCUUCUGCAGCACUUGUGGAGGGAGGCUGAAUAGAGGGAAGGAUGUUGGGCUCACUCCCUCUUCAGCUCUGUUAAUAAAGUCAUGGCAACAUGUACAGUAACAUACACCACUAGGCUUCCACUGUCUCCUACCUCAGUCUUGUCCUCUGAUCUGAGAAAGCACCAGUUGUCAGGAGAUUGUAGGAGUUGAGAUACAGGUAAGGCACUGUGUUCCCUCUUCCCUCAGUCUUACAUCUUACAUCUCCUGAACUACUGACAUAGUUUUUCUCUAUAUAGAAAGUUCACUGAUCUGAGAAUGCACCAGUUGUCAGGAGAGGUUCAUUAGAUUGGAGGCUGUGGUGCUGAGGGACAGGCACAGUGUCAGUAGAUCAGGGGAUGUAAUAUUGAGGGAAGAAAACAGUGGGAGUGAGUGUAGGUUACUUCACUUGGCCAUGACUGUAUUGACUGAUUGAUUAAGGUCCACAGAGCUUGAUUUGUCUAAAAGGCUUUAUUCUGUGUAAAUAUAUAUAACCUACUUUAUUUUUGUAUGUGUGUGAGUGUGUAUGUGUAAAAUUUAUCCAGAUGCUAUGCAAUGCAACUCUGUUAAUGAUUUUAGGUGUUGUUAUCUGGUGCAGGUACUGAGUGUGUGAGGUGCUGGAGGAGUGUGGGCUGAAUACCACAGUGAGUUUUGUUUUUUUUAUUGCUUGAUGAGCUUCACGUGUUGCCAAGACAAAACAGACAAGACACUCGCUGCACAGUACUGACACACACACACAUUCAACAAAUAUGGGAUUCAACAAAUAUGGGAUUCUUGGGGAUCCUUAGUUUUAGGAGAAUCACAAGAACUAUUACGACCUAAGUCUUGCAUUUGUUCAGACAUCUGGACAUUUUCAUGAUUAUUUCUAACAUAUUAAGUUAGUAACUUCACCUCACGACUUGAUUUCUUUGUAUUUUUGUCAGUUUCAAGAAUGUAAAAUUCAGCUGCAGCUUGAUCCUUAGACUUUAUUCCUUCACUUUUUUUUUGUCAAUUUCCAGAAUAUUUUAAAGGAAUUCCAAUCAGUAACUUAAUUGAACAGCCUUUCCUCACAAUUUUGUCAAUUGCAAACAAAUUUAAUCUAAGUGGACCCCAAGACUCCCUCUUUCCACACAGACAUAUUCCUGGAGUUUAUAUGGUCUUUGUUUUGUUGUGACAGGCUGCACAUAUGAUCUGAUUACCUUAUAUUACCUGCCUGAGGUUGUCUUCCUUGCCCUGUCAUGCCACGGAGAUCAUUGGGUCUUCUCUGUUAGCUGUUUGGUGAAUCAAAAUUACUGUUGUUUUCAAGUAUUUUGGUAUGAAAGGAACUUGUGGGUGUGGGAGCAGCAGUUUAUUAUUAUGUCCUGAAAAUACCAUGUGCUUUGUGUUGUGAGAGUUGCAGCUCCUACACUCCCUCUGAAUGUUUGUGUACCUUAUUUUGUAAAGGAUGAUUAAUUUGUGUCACAGCUCAUGAAGACCAUAUGUUACCUGUUCUUAGACUUGAGUCAGUUUCUGCAAAGGUUGAUAUCAUGGUUGCAUAAAAGCUUUAUAAAGACCACAAGUUACCUGUAUUAGAACAAGUUUGCAAAGCUUGACAUUUUGUUUGUAUGAAAGGCCAGGUAGGACCAUAAGUUGCCUGUACCUAAAGUGACACCUACCAGUUUUGCAAAGGUUAAAUAACUUAGCUGGUUGAAAGGCUUGUGAACACCAUGCCACCUGCACUGCAAGUGGACAGGGAUCAAUUAUGCCAGUAAUAGAGUGGAUGUGGCAGCUGUGUAGAGGUGUAGAGGUGAGCAGCACAAAGGUGAACACAGGUGUGUCAUCAUAAGCUAAGGCUAAGUACAAGCUUAGGUAAUAAUUGGUAAUGCUUUAUUGUAGUCAACACUGUGAGGGAAUAUAAUUAAUUUUUUUUAUUAUAAAGGGACGAGGAAGGAAGAUGUAGUACAAUAUGUUAUGAAAAUAUAAUCUUUUAUGUAAAAACAUUUUGUGCUUAGGAAGCAUAAGAGCUUUUAUAUAUAAAACUAUAAUGCAUGAAGCCAGAGUGAUAAUAUUUACAGGAGUGUACAUGUGUGUAUCUUCUCAGAGGAAAGAGGUUUGCUUACCCAUGUAAGCUUUGAUACAGAAAUGCUGUGGUUAAGAGUUUAGAAUAAUCUCAGUGUUUGAAAACUAUUGUUACACAAACACCACAUAAAAAAAAAAAAAAGUACACAAGUAAAAACAUGAACUUUUUACAUAAACAUAGCUAUGUAAAGCUACAUAUAAAAAAAAUCAUUUAUGAAAACUUUAUACAAUUGUAAGCGGUAGUUAAGGCUUCAGUUACCAAGGAGCAUCUCACCACAAGACUCCCGGCAUGUGAGGGUCUGGUGGGGUGCGUGUGGAGCAACAUCCUGGCUCACUUCUUUCUUUAUAUCAAGCCAAACUAUUUCUUUGAGUCCUUGUAAUUGUUGUCAGCCUCCAUGACAAAGAAGUCACUGUAGUACUGAACCCAAAGCUUUAACUCAGUAACAAACAUUACUUAUGCAGCUUGUAUUGCUCAAACUGUUAAGUGUGAGAGGAGAGAACACCCUCACUACAAGACAUUUUGUAUCAGUUAAUAAUAUGUUCCUUCUCACUCUCUCUGGUGUCAGGUCAGAUUGUCAGUGGAUAUUGUGUGUGGGAAAUUGUGGUGAGCAACUAUAGUUCGUAAACAUCCUGGUUCGUAAACAUCCUGUAGGGGACAUCCUGUAGAGAGAGAGAGAGAGAGAGAGAGAGAGAGAGAGAGAGAGAGAGAGAGAGAGAGAGAGAGAGAGAGAGAGAGAGAGAGAGAGAGAGAGAGAGA